Molecule: messenger RNA, 1661 nt
Organism: Oryza brachyantha (malo sina)
Lineage: Eukaryota; Viridiplantae; Streptophyta; Magnoliopsida; Poales; Poaceae
Exons: 8
Coding region: 173-934 (253 amino acids)
Biological process (GO): SNARE complex assembly
Cellular component (GO): lytic vacuole; endosome
Molecular function (GO): SNARE binding
Source: RefSeq, a predicted model, not a curated record
AUUUUCCCCCAAUCCUCCCAAUCCACGACCACCUUCACGGCCGUCCUACACAAUCCAAAGGAGGAAAUAAAAAAGGGGGAUAAAGAAAAUCAAAACGUACCCCUGCCCACCUCCGACCUCGUCGUUGGCCCGCCGCCGGUGGGGAGAGAGAGAGAGAGGCCGGCGCGGCGCGAUGGGGGGCGACCUGUACGCGCUCGACUUCGACGGCGUCUUCUGCGACAGCUGCGGCGAGAGCUCCCUCUCCGCUGUCAAGGCUGCGAAGGUGAGGUGGCCAGGGGUGUUCGAGCAGGUGGACGCUGCCAUGGAGGAGUGGAUCGUGGAGCAAAUGUAUACCCUUCGCCCAGUGGUGGAAACAGGAUACGAAAAUCUGUUGCUUGUCAGGUUGCUUAUUGAGAUUCAGAUACCCUCUGCCCGGAAAUCAUCGGUUGCAGAUGGGCUUAGCAUUCAAGAAAUACUAGAGAACUGGUUAAAAUUGAAGCCCACAAUUAUGAGUGAAUGGAAUGAAGAUAGGGACUCUCUAGUUGAUCUCUUUGGCAGCAUAAGGGAUGACUGGAUUGAAAAUGAUUUGUCUGGCUGGAUAGGCGCUAACAGAUUUUACCCUGGAACAGCUGAUGCAUUAAAAUUUUCAAGCUCAGAAGUUUACAUAGUCACUACAAAACAGGGCCGAUUUGCUGAAGCACUAUUAAAAGAAUUAGCUGGAAUAGAAUUUCCCUCUGAAAGGAUAUAUGGGCUUGGCACUGGUCCAAAGGUAAAAGUUCUCCAGCAACUGCAGCAAAUGCCGCAGCAUCAAGGCCUGACACUUCAUAGCUGUGCUUGUGCUGAAGAGCAGGCCACCUGUCCCUCUGCUACUGAUCUCCGGCCAACCCUGCACAAGAUCCAUGCUAUAUGUGAGCUCCCGGUAUGGCGAUGGAGGGUCACCACGUGGUGGCAAUGAGGCUACAUGGUGGAGAACCCCAUGGAAUUUAUGGUGACCACCGUUGAUGAGGGGGCCGAUCGCUUGGAUUUGAGCUGGUGGGAAUGGAUGGCCACAAAAGGUCCGACAUGGAUCUACGUGUCAAAUGUUGAGCCGCCAUUGGCUCAGCUCAGGCUCUCACGGUGUACAUCAAGCCCUACUGCAUGCACACGACACAAUGGUCCUGCUUCACUAAUCACCACCUCUUCUUGCUAGAUGAGCUCCUUUUCACCCUUUCCUCCCUGCUCAUCAAGCUCCACCUUGGCCAGCCAGGUCGGAAGCACUUGGAAGCCAGCAGAUGUCAAUACCGCCGGCUGAUGGCUGUGGGCCAAUAUGGGGAGGUUGACCGCUGGAGGAUCGAGGACAAAGCGAAAUUUGACAUUUUGCUAGGGCAACAUGUUCAAUGUAGUAAAUGAAUGGAUUUACACAAAAAAACAAAGCUAAUGUAUGUGUGCAUCAAAUUAAUCAUAUAGUUAUGCUACUUAACUUUGUGGCAAAGGAGCAAAUUUCUGCUCACUUUCCAGAUGACAAUAACUUAGUCAUAUUUUUAGCUAUUUACGUGUAUUGUUUGCAAAUGUAUACCAUGGACAAUAGUAUCCCCAUAAAGCUCAAAAAUAAUGAACUGCCGCUCCCUUAAGCAUUCCAUUUUUACUUCUUGUGAACUGUUAAUUAAAAAUGACUUAAACCGAACAAGUUACUGCUAUAUCUU